Messenger RNA from Salvelinus fontinalis (brook trout), 3411 nucleotides. RefSeq names its product ankyrin repeat domain-containing protein 13C-A-like. The record is from RefSeq and is a predicted model, not a curated record. Gene Ontology annotation, cellular component: cytoplasm. The transcript has 13 exons. Gene Ontology annotation, molecular function: protein binding. Bases 326 to 1900 code for a protein of 524 amino acids. NCBI's taxonomy places the organism in Eukaryota, Metazoa, Chordata, Actinopteri, Salmoniformes, Salmonidae.
ACUACUGGCGGAAGAUGGCAGAUGAAUCUUCCGUUCUAGUCAAAUGAUGCACUCUGUAGGAGUCGCUAAUGUAGGGACAGUUUCGACUAUGAGAAAAGGAAAAAUAGUUGUAGUUACUUAGUUAUUGCGGAGUAUUUGCUAUCCUUUUUAAAUUGCAUUCUUCUUUCCUUUUAUUCGUCGAAUAAUAUAGGAUUUUCAUGUUGUGCAAUUUACAGAUUUUGGGUGAUCUAGACUACCACUGGCAUUUUUGCCAGCGUAAUACAUAUAUUUGCCCAGAGGGUUAUCGUCAACGGCACCCUCUCCUCCGCUGUCAAUUGUUUAGAAAAUGACCGGAGAAAAGAUCCGCUCCCUCCGCAAGGAUCAUAAACCGAGCAAAGAAGAGGAUUUACUGGAACCGGACGAAGAGGCUGCAACUGGGACAUUUACUUCAACUAAGACUAAUAAGGGCAAAGCAAGUAAAAUCUUUAGCAAUCACAAGUUGGUUAAAUCUCCAUCGACACAGCAGCAACAUCAGAAUCAGCAAUCGCAGAUAAAUGCGAACACUAACACAUUGUCAACCGCCGACGUUAUCGAGGAUAACAACAAAAACCCUGUAAUCAGAACCGGCGAAGGAUUUCCAGUCCAUGAAUGUGUAUUCAAAGGGGAUGUCCGGCUCUUAUCCUCGCUCAUUCGAACUCAGAAUAUUGCUCAGAAAGAUCUCCAUGGAAACACACCCCUACACCUCGCUGUCAUGAUGGGUCACAAAGAGUGCGCCCAUCUGCUGCUAGCCCACAAUGCACCAGUAAAGGUGAAGAACGCUCAGGGAUGGAGUCCCCUGGCAGAAGCGAUCAGCUACGGAGAUCGACAGAUGAUCACAGCGCUGUUAAGGAAGCUGAAACAGCAAUCCAGAGAAAGUGUGGCGGACAAGAGGCCAAAGUUACUGAACGCCCUCAAAGAGCUGGGAGACUUUUACUUGGAGCUUCACUGGGACUUUCAAAGCUGGGUGCCUUUGCUUUCCCGGAUCCUGCCCUCUGACGCCUGUAAGAUCUACAAACAGGGGAUCAACAUCAGACUGGACACCACUCUCAUAGACUUCACAGAUAUGAAGUGCCAACGUGGUGACCUCAGCUUCAUCUUCAAUGGUGACGCCAUCCCCUCGGAGUCCUUUGUGGUGCUGGACAAUGAACAGAAGGUGUACCAACGGAUACACCACGAGGAGUCAGAGAUGGAAACAGAGGAAGAGGUGGACAUCCUUAUGAGCAGCGAUGUUUACUCUGCCACUCUCUCCACCAAGUCCAUCACCUUCUCCAGAGCCCAGACCGGCUGGCUGUUCCGAGAGGACAAAACGGAGCGUGUGGGGAAUUUCCUGGCAGAUUUCUACUUCGUGAACGGGCUGGUGCUGGAGUCACGGAAGCGUCGGGAGCACCUGACCGAGGAGGACAUCCUGAGGAACAAGGCCAUCAUGGAGAGCCUGAGCAAAGGAGGGAACCUCAUUGAGCAGAACUACGAGCCUGUGAGGCGACAGUCACUAACUGCACCUUCACCCAACACUAUCUCCUGGGAGGAAUAUAUCAACGCAGAGAACGGAAAAGCGCCUCAUCUAGGAAGAGAGCUGGUAUGCAAGGAGAGCAAGAAGAAUUUCAAAGCGACCGUAGCCAUGAGUCAAGACUUCCCGCUGGGCAUUGAAUCGUUAUUAAACGUUCUGGAGGUGAUCGCACCCUUCAAGCACUUUAAUAAACUCAGAGAGUUUGUUCAAAUGAAACUCCCACCUGGUUUCCCUGUCAAGCUGGAUAUCCCUGUCUUUCCAACCAUUACGGCCACGGUGACUUUUCAAGAGUUCCGCUACGACGAGUUUGAGCAGUCCAUCUUCACCAUUCCCAAUGAGUACAAAGAGGACCCCAGCCGCUUCCCUGACCUUUAACCCCUUCGGCUGGACACUGGAAAGUGGUCACCUAUGAAAAGGCAUUGAUAUUUCAUCAAAUUGUCGUAGGAGAACAAAAAUAAAUUGAAUGUGUGAGAUUUUAAAUGGAAGUGAAAAUAUGUUGUGCAUGUAAUGUUUAUAAAGGGAUUAUGGUUAACUGACCUGUAGUAAAGCACUGAAUUCACUGUAUGGGACGUAUGUGAAGAAUAAUAAAUACUGUUCCACUGUAAACAACAAGUAGCUACUAUCCAGAGCUUUGUUUGGAGUAGCGUCAUUGAACUUUGGGCACUGUUUAGAUGCACUACAGCCAGUCCGUACUGGGCUGAGUUGGCCUGGACAGCAGAGGUGGCGGACCUACUGCACCAGUCGAUACUCAACCCUUUGGAACAUCAUCUGAAACACAUCCACCUGGAAGCAAUGCUAGGAAUUUUAAUUGUACUAGAGCGGAGUUGUCUUCUAUUUGACUGGCAGCAAGCGUGGCAUUAAGUUAUUACAAGCCUUGUUUUCAUAUUUUACCUAAACUAUGUAACAGACUACACUUCAGUUAAUGAAAAUUAACCAGGAGGUGUAAAUUGUUUGAGAUUACAAGUUAUCUGUAGAUGAUUAGGUACGAAAUGAAGUACAAUGUAAAUUAACUUUUUACAGGUGCAGGUAUGAAAAACCAGGCCUUUCCCUGCGCAAGGUGUAAAUACCUCUUUUUAUGAUUGUAUUUUUUUAUUUAUUUUUGUUAAUAUGGGAGUAGAGGUCUUCUAUGACAGGAAGUUUCAUGCAAAGGUUAGUUGAUGUUAUUUCUCCCAUGAGGUCAUUGAUUUGUAUCGUGGUGGCAAUGGAUAUUUUUGUACAUAGAAUAUUGGGCUGGUGAAAGUCUCCAAUUCUUAGUUUUUUUUGUCUUUGUCAGACGGAAGUCAAGUCUUAGUUGACAUCUUCCUUGCAUACCUAUGUGUGAGCCAAGUGUACAAAGCAUCUUAGAUCAUCCUUGAGUUUUGUGUCCAAGGACUGGACUAUUUGGCAGUUAGGAUUUCAGGAGUGUUCAUGUGUUUCAAGAACAGUUUGUCAAGUCCUGUUUGCAAGAAUGUUGCUCUUUAGUUGAGGUCAAAUCCAAUAAGCUCAACUAUGCCUUUCUUCAGGAAUGAAAUGGGACUUCGCUGAAGUGGUGCUCAUGUGGUUCUGUUGGGUGCAACAGGGUUCACUGAGCUGUAGGGUUAUCAAUUCAGCACCAGUAGACAUGGCAGACUGCUUUGUACUCUGACAAAUUUUCUAUUUACAUUGAUCGGUGGCCUAUUGACAUAGCCAGUGUUUAUCAAGCUUCCACGUACUACUGGUUAGUGCUGCAAAUGGAAGUGUGCUUCACUUUGUGUGCUGAAUGUUUUUACUUCUGACUCUGGCUUUAGCAGCCAGGCCCUAAUGUACACAUGCAUUUUCAUGUCAGCUGUACAGCAAUAGACCUUGUAAAAGCCUGCCACACUAUUUUCAUAUGAAAAAAGUACUCAAAUAAAAAGUUCACAUCUCAA